Messenger RNA from Suillus paluster, 1401 nucleotides. Its product is annotated as MFS general substrate transporter. Bases 1 to 1401 code for a protein of 466 amino acids. The transcript has 11 exons. The record is from RefSeq and is a predicted model, not a curated record. Lineage: Eukaryota; Fungi; Basidiomycota; Agaricomycetes; Boletales; Suillaceae.
AUGUCUCGGGCGCAUGCAGAGGUCUUUGACCGUCCGACGGGAUGGAGGAGACAUUACUACCACCCCGUCACCCAGGUGUCGAUGCUGGGACUCGUGUGUUUCAUGUGCCCCGGUAUGUUCCUUGCGCUCACUGGUCUCGGUGGCGGAGGCCAAGUCAAUGGCACGGUCCAGGCCAACGCUAGCGCGAUUUUGUACUCGACUUUUGUGUUUUUUGGGUUGUUUUCUGGUUCUAUCAACAAUUUCCUUGGUCCUCGGCGGACGCUGAUGCUUGGAACUUGGGGCUACUCGUUGUACAUUGCUUCGUUCCUUGCUGUCAGCAUUCAUCCUGGGGCAGGUGCGAGUGCUUUCGUUGAAGCGGCCGGUGCCAUCCUUGGUAUCUGUGCAGCUUUGCUUUGGACCGCUCAGGGUUCUUUGAUGAUGGCGUACCCUACUGAGGCUCAGAAGGGCAUGUUCGUAUCUAUCAGUUGGUCCAUUAUGAGUCUUGGAGGGGUUCUGGGUUCUGCUGUAUCAUUUGGAACCAAUUUCAACAAUACGGCCAACAGUGUUAGCACUGGCACAUAUGUUAUCUUCCUAAUUGUGACCCUCAUCGGUGUAUUUCUCCCGCUGUUGAUGGCAAACCCAGACAAUAUGAUUCGUACGGACGGGACUCGCGUGAAUCAGGUCAGCCACACAUCUUGGAAGACGGAGCUGUUCAGCCUGUACGUGGCCCUGAAGACCGACCCUUGGAUUAUCCUCCUCUUCCCGAUGUUCCUCGCCAGUAAUUUCUGCUAUGCCUGGGAAUACAAUGAUUACAACGGCGCAAUAUUUACCAUUCGUGCACGGAGCCUCAACAACGUCAUGUCCUGGACAGCGCAGAUCUUCGGAUCCGUCUUGAUAGGUUACUUUAUCCUUGACCAGAAGACGGUCCGACGUAGAGUCCGUGCCUUUUACGGUUGGACCCUUGUAUUCUUCAUGGUUUUCGUUGCCCAUGUCUGGGCGUAUUUCUACCAGAAGACAUAUAUUCGCGCUGAAACGGGCGCGAAGGAUGCUUACAAGAUCGACAUCAUGGACGAAAAUUACGUUCCCCAUGUCUGGCUUAUGAUAUUCCAUGGCUUCCUUGAUUCAAUGUGGCAGACGUAUGCAUACUGGCUGAUGGGCGCGAUGUCGAACGACCCUGCUAAGCUGGCCGUGUUCACUGGCUUCUACAAGUCCUUGCAAUCGGCGGGUGCAGCAGGCAUUUACCGUGCCGAUGCCGUUGGAAUCUCAUACAUGAACAUCUUCCUGUCGACCUGGUGCCUGAUGGUCGCUGGCAUGGUCUUCUCUGCACCCAUGGUGUACCUUCGCGUCACCGACCACACGGACGAGGAUAAGACUCUGAUGGAGGUCGAGCCCCCAGCAGCUGCAACACCUGAGAAGGCAUAA